Messenger RNA from Sardina pilchardus (European sardine), 2753 nucleotides. It is a transcript of the gene vsig10l, whose product is annotated as V-set and immunoglobulin domain containing 10 like. Lineage: Eukaryota; Metazoa; Chordata; Actinopteri; Clupeiformes; Clupeidae. Gene Ontology annotation, molecular function: protein binding. The record is from RefSeq and is a predicted model, not a curated record. The transcript is spliced from 12 exons. Bases 403 to 2469 code for a protein of 688 amino acids.
AAUUGUACGUGAAAUGCAGAUGUAUUAAAACAAAAAGGCCUGAAACAGACGUAGAACAGCUACGUCACUUCUGACUGGGAAACUAAAUAAGGCGUGAUCUCUCACGUGUGUAGCCUAUUUAAAGUGAUUUCCAUGCGCGCACAGGUGAGUUCCACCUGCCAAAUGCUGACACUGCUACCUGUGUCUAGAAAAGGAGCCUUACCAUCAACAGAGGAGUGGUUGUUGUCAUUCUAUCCCUGGGUUCAUUUGUUUUCCCAAGGACGAAGAAGGGAGAAAUAAACGAGCUACAGGCUGAUUAGGUUAGCAUAUAGGCUAUCAUUUAUUAGAGAUUUUUAGAAAAGCAACUGUUUCUUGUUAUCUUCUUCUUCUUCUUUUUUUUUUUGCUUGGUGCGCUUGGGGAACAUGACGCUUUUCAACAGCGUUGAAUUUCACCACUCGUAUUUUGGACUACUUCUGAUUUUCCUCAUUAAAGGAUGCGACUCAUCAUCGUCUUUGUUCGAAGCCCAGGUUGGCAGCAAGGUGAGCUUUAACAUUACCUACAGCAGUCAGAACCCAUCACCACAGGUGUCCUGGUGGAAAGAUGGCAAAUCCAUUGCUCAGCGGACUGUUGGUACUGGCGAACCGCAUAUUGCUCCUGGGUAUGGAGAUGUUCUGUCGCAGGAGGAUGAUGGUUCUCUGACAUUCACCAACGUGACUGUUGACUACAAUGGAACCUAUGAAGUUGUUGUGAUACAGGUGGGGUCCGAGGAGGCCAGAGCAUCAUUCACCCUAAUAGUUUAUGACCAAAUUGAAGAAGUCUCGCUGCAUAUGUGGCCAAAUGAUGCUGUUGAAGGCAAUGGAACAUUCUCUUUAAAUUACACCACAGUAAAAGGAGAGGCUAAAGAGGUCCAGUGGCUCUUCAAUGGGACAGAACUGCAGAACGGUCCUCACUACUCCGUGAGUGGGAAGAGCCUCUCCAUCAUUCAUCCACGCCGAACAGACACGGGCCUGUACAGCGUCACCCUUAAGAACCCAUUCAGCUCCGGAACCUCCUCGAGAAACGUCACCGUUUUGUAUGGACCAGACCAACCCAUGCUGGAUGUGAGCCCAACAAAGGACUUCUUUGUUUUGGGGGAGUCUCUGUCGCUCUCUUGUGGGGCGCAAGGAGAGCCUUUGCCAUCCGUCUCCUGGGCUUUCACAGGACAGGCUGUUCCCAGUGCUCAGCCAGGGGCACUUCACAUCACCAAUGCCCAGACUAACCAGAGCGGGGCUUACACCUGCAUGCUGAAGAACGACAAAACUGGAGCACAGCUGAACAAGAGUGUCACUGUUAACAUCUUUGAGAGCCCUGCAGGCAGCCCUGUGUGUUCCGUUUACGCCAUGGAUGAGAGCACAGCGCUGCGCUACCACUGCCAGUGGCCAGGGGGCACCCCUGGGGCACAGCUGUCCUUCCCCGCUCUCAACACCUCCACCCCCGGGAUCGGGGAGCUCAACGUGACCGUGAAUGACCCCCAGAGCUUAGACGGGACCGAGGUGGCAUGUGUCAUCCACCACCCCGUUUACCAAGGACACUGCAACACCACUGCACGCAAGACGGCAGGCUUCCUUCCCUCUGUUAAUGCCACUGUAAAUGAGAAGGGCAAGCUGGUGGUGACCAUCAGAUGUCUCGCUGAUGCCAUACCAAAUGCCACAGUCACCUGGUCAAUGUCUGGCGAGGACGUCAGCUCUCUGAGUGACCAUGAGAUCAGCAUGGACACCACCUGGCUCCAUAUUGUGAAUUUCAACAUCACUGCUGGCCUUCACACUUACAAAUGCACUGCUGCCAAUCCUUUAGGGAGACAAAGCAGAGAAAUAAUUCUGGAAGGUCCUGCCAUUUCAAAAGCAAGUCUUUCCUCAAAUGAAGAAGGGACCGUAAUUAUGCUCAAUUGGGAUGUACCAUCUACGGCUAUAGUUACAGGGUUUGAUAUCCAGAUGAAGGGCCCUGACCUCUCUGAUCCAUCCACCAACAAAAUGGUCAGCCGCAGUCAGCGAGCCAAGGAAUACCAGACCCUCCAGGUGAGGCCUGCUUCCUCAAGAAGUACAGAAAUCUCAGGACUUGACCCCGAAGCAAGAUACCACUUCCAGGUCAUCCCCAUGGCAGGCAAAAUCGCUGGGGAGCCAUCGGAGCGGUUGGUUAUUGGGCCAGGAGGUCUGAGUGGCCCGGCCAUCGCUGGCAUUGCUGCUGGGAUCCCCUGCAGCCUGCUGGUCCUGCUGCUCAUCUGCGUUGUGUUCCCCUGCGUCCUUUACCACAAGAAAAGGAACAGUGAAGCAAGAUAUCCUGUUUCCAGGGCUGUUGAGAAGGCUGUAGCAACUCUGACCUCCCCCCACCACCUUUUAACAAAUGGUUUGAAAUUGCCGCCAGACUACAGCCUUCACCAGCCUCCUGUUGUGGGACACUCUUUUCCUAUGCCCUCAGAGCUUCCCCCUGUGAGGAUGGCUACCACUGUAUGAAGCAAGCUGACUUUCCUUUCUGUUACUAUGGAGGGUUUUUUUUUAAACAAUUUUUAAAUGCUUUUAUGGCAAUGUAAGUAUUUGUUCAUAUUUAUUGUUGACAUCAGCUUUUGUAUUGAAUCUUAGGUAUCACAAUGGGCAUGCCUACCUCUGUUAGUGGGCUCUUAAUAGUGACUCUGUGUGAGAUAUAUUCAUGUUUACCAUCUGAUUUUUCAUUCAGUUGAAUUAUUAAACUAUGUAUGUCAAAUCCGUGUAUGUGCACAAAUAAAUAUUUGUUUGCUUAA